Molecule: messenger RNA, 576 nt
Organism: Meloidogyne enterolobii
Lineage: Eukaryota; Metazoa; Nematoda; Chromadorea; Rhabditida; Meloidogynidae
Source: the annotation of a GenBank genome assembly
AUGUCUGAAGAAGAAUAUAGUGAAGAGGAAGAAGUUGAAGUUGAUGAAUAUGUUGCUGAACAAGUUACAAAACCAACAGAAGAUCACGCAAAAAGAAGCCGUGAAAGAAUUGACAUACAAGAUGGAGAAGAAAAUAUGACUGAAGCUGGAAAGGCUAUGCUUGCAGCCAAAAAACGGUUGGAGGAAGACGAUGCUGCUAAACUACAAGAUUAUGAAGAUCGUCGAAGAUUAGAAAGGGAGAGAGAGGAAGAAGAAUUGAGAAUUUUAAAAGAAAAACAGGAACAAAGACGUCUUCAAAGAGAAGAGGAAGAAAGAGAACAAGAAGAGAGACGAAAAGCUGAAGAGGAAAGAAGAAAAGCGGAAGAGGAAGAACGUAAAGCCAAAUUAGAAGCUCAACGUAAGCAAAAAGAAGAAGAAAAGAAAAAACGUCAACAAAUGAUGGGGGGAGGAAUGCCUUUUGCUGUUGGAACACCGACAGGAGGGCGUAAUUUUAUUUUGCCGGAGAAAAAGAAAGAUCAAAGCGAGAAAUUUGGGAAUAUUGUACAGGCUAAGCAGGUAAUUUUAUGUGUGGGGUAG